GCCCCGCAGAGCUCGCCGGUCUCCUCGCGCUAGUUCCGGCUCCGCUGCGAUUUGGGCUGGCCGCGGCUUCUCCCGUCAGCUGCGCCUCGGGUGGUAGUAACGUGACAAAAAUGACAGAGUUCUGGCUUAUUUCUGCUCCUGGGGAGAAAACAUGUCAGCAGACAUGGGAGAAGCUGUGUGCUGCAACUAUAAAAAAUAACAACCUGUCCAUCAAUGCAAAGUUUAAUAUUCCAGAUUUAAAGGUUGGCACUCUUGAUGUCUUAGUUGGCUUGUCUGAUGAGCUGGCUAAACUGGAUGCAUUUGUGGAAGGUGUUGUCAAGAAGGUGGCACAAUAUAUGGCUGAUGUGUUGGAAGACAGUAGAGAUAAAGUUCAGGAAAACCUUCUGGCCAAUGGAGUUGAUUUGAUCACCUACAUAACAAGAUUCCAGUGGGAUAUGGCCAAGUAUCCAAUCAAACAGUCUCUGAAGAAUAUUUCAGAAAUAAUUGCCAAGGGAGUGACUCAGAUUGAUAAUGAUCUAAAGGCAAGAGCAUCUGCAUACAACAGCCUGAAAGGCAACCUUCAGAACCUGGAAAGGAAGAAUGCAGGAAGUUUGCUAACAAGAAGUCUGGCUGAAAUUGUGAAGAAAGAUGACUUCGUACUUGAUUCUGAGUACUUGAUUACAUUGUUAGUGGUUGUACCAAAGACGAAUUACAAUGAUUGGAUGAAGCAGUAUGAAACUUUGACAGAUAUGAUAGUCCCUCGAUCCAGCAAUGUUCUUUCAGAGGACCAGGAUAGUUAUCUGUGUAGUGUCACCUUAUUCAGGAAGGCAGUGGAUGAGUUCAAGCAUAAAGCAAGAGAAAACAAGUUUAUGGUCCGUGACUUUCAGUAUAAUGAAGAGGAGAUGAAGGCAGACAAAGAGGAAAUGAACAGGCUGUCUACGGAUAAGAAGAAACAAUUUGGGCCUCUAGUCCGGUGGCUAAAAGUGAAUUUCAGUGAAGCUUUCAUUGCAUGGAUUCAUGUGAAAGCCCUAAGAGUCUUCGUUGAAUCUGUUCUAAGGUAUGGUUUGCCAGUUAACUUCCAGGCUAUGCUCCUUCAACCCAACAAGAGAACAAUGAAGAAAUUGAGAGAGGUCCUCUAUGAUUUGUACAAACACCUUGAUAGUAGUGCUGCAGCAAUCAUUGAUGCAACUAUGGAUAUUCCAGGUUUGAAUCUCAGUCAGCAAGAAUACUAUCCUUAUGUGUACUACAAGAUAGACUGCAACUUGCUUGAAUUCAAGUAGAUUAUUUCUGAAUCUAAUGAUCCUCUCAUAGUGUUGAUGUACAAGCAAAAAAGGUUGAAGAAUUUUGCUCCUAAAUCUGUCAUAAACCUGUGCUUGCUUCUUUCUCCCUUUGCAUAGGAGAAUAAUCCCCUUAGUGGUCCAUCUCUUGACAUUUUCUUUUAAAAGAGAAAUGCAAUUAUUGUUUUUAAUAGAUCAGGUCUGUAAUUGUAUAUUGAGAAAAUCAGAGUGUAUUUAUAAAUAGUCCUUUAUUUAAAGAGUAAAAAACAGAAGGUCAUUCCACUUUCAUGCCAUGCCUCAUCAAAACCUUGUUUACAAAACAAGAUAGUGGGGAAACACGCCAUUGUUCACUGUGUUUCAUAGAUAUGCUAUAAACAUUGUAAUUGAAUUGUGAUGUAAAAUAUGUGCAGGCUGAUAUUCAGUCGAUGCUUUCUGAAUGUUUUAAGUUUACAAGAUAUUAAGCACUGCAUUCACCCAAGAAAAUAAAAACA
Messenger RNA from Candoia aspera, 1747 nucleotides. RefSeq names its product ATPase H+ transporting V1 subunit C1 (gene ATP6V1C1). Gene Ontology annotation, molecular function: proton-transporting ATPase activity, rotational mechanism. Gene Ontology annotation, biological process: proton transmembrane transport. The record is from RefSeq and is a predicted model, not a curated record. The transcript is spliced from 13 exons. NCBI's taxonomy places the organism in Eukaryota, Metazoa, Chordata, Lepidosauria, Squamata, Candoiidae. The coding region runs from base 111 to 1259 and encodes 382 amino acids. Gene Ontology annotation, cellular component: lysosomal membrane; vacuolar proton-transporting V-type ATPase, V1 domain.